AUGGAGAAGGUCCAAUUUCAGCUCGAGGCGACUCUACCAGAGCUACAAGAUCUGCACGAUAAAGGGUUAUUCACAAAACUCGAGAUCAACCAGAUCACCAAACGUCGGACCGCGUUGGAGACGUCCCUCGUCAGACAAAAGACCAGAAAGGAAGACUACUUUGCCUAUGCAGAGUAUGAGAUCAACCUCGAAAGACUACGUAAAGUCAGGUGGAAACGUCUAGGGUACGAGGAGAACCCCCCUCCGCCGUCUGCUUCCACCUAUUCUAUCCCUCGGAGAGUCUUGUACAUUCUCAAGAGAGCUACCGUGAAGUUUCCAAGUGACCUGGCUGUGUGGCUGGCCUAUGUCGAGUUUGCCGCUCGAGAGGGUAUGCGAAAGGUCGUCCUGAAGGGUUUGACCAACGCGUUGCAACACCAUCCACAAUCUCCCACCAUUUACCUGUUGCUUUCUUACCACCACAUCCAUCCCAAUGAGCCGUUCCCACGUGGAGUCAUCCCAUCCUCUUCCUCCCUCACUCUGCCUCUGGCCCCGGAACCCUCGGCGUCUUUCUCCAUAGACGGCACCUCUUCAGCUCGGACGACAUUGCUUUUGGGUCUGAGAACGUGUCCAAAAUCUCACGCGUUAUGGACAGAAUACAUCAAGCUCGAAUUAGGCUGGGUAGAAGUCCUGCGCCGGCGAUGGAGUGCUUUGGGCCUGGAGGGAGGUGACAAGACCAAGACCGCAGAGAUCUCUCUGGACGGCGGGGAAGGAUCCUUUGGUCCAGAUGGGGAGGAUGCGAGGAAGGCGAUCCUGGCUGGGCAGUUGGUCACUCAAGCCCUGCGCUCCGCUCUGGAGACUAUCGAGGCGAAUGCAGAUGGUAUGGUGUUUAGGGAGAAUCUAUUGGCCGUGCUCCGGGUAUAUCCCAGCCCGCUGCGACAAAUCGGUUUGGAUCUCCUGCAUGAGGAUCUCAGUCGAGUCGAACAAGCGGGUGGCAAAGAAGGAGCCCGAGCAAAGUUGCUCAACCUCACGCGACGAUUAUAUGAGCAGCCUUAUGGGAGCACUUCAGCGGGCGACUUGGCGUUGGAAGGCAUCGAAUUGGUCGAAGAGCUGGGCCGGAUCGGCAAGGAGAUCAGGAAGACUGCAAAAGGCAGAGACAACGCGUGGACGGACAUCGCUGGAUCGUGGCUACACCAACAGGCACGAGACGUGCGCAUCAGCGCCGAAAUGGUGAGUGUAUGUGUUUGCUCGCGUUGA
Messenger RNA from Kockovaella imperatae, 1233 nucleotides. Its product is annotated as U3 small nucleolar RNA-associated protein 6-domain-containing protein. The transcript is spliced from 4 exons. Gene Ontology annotation, cellular component: small-subunit processome; Pwp2p-containing subcomplex of 90S preribosome. Gene Ontology annotation, biological process: maturation of SSU-rRNA from tricistronic rRNA transcript (SSU-rRNA, 5.8S rRNA, LSU-rRNA). The coding region runs from base 1 to 1233 and encodes 410 amino acids. Gene Ontology annotation, molecular function: protein binding; snoRNA binding. The record is from RefSeq and is a predicted model, not a curated record. NCBI's taxonomy places the organism in Eukaryota, Fungi, Basidiomycota, Tremellomycetes, Tremellales, Cuniculitremaceae.